Molecule: messenger RNA, 2553 nt
Organism: Rotaria sordida
Lineage: Eukaryota; Metazoa; Rotifera; Eurotatoria; Philodinida; Philodinidae
Source: the annotation of a GenBank genome assembly
AUGUCUAUUUCAACAUUCUUUCAAACACUAUGCCACUUUUAUUUUAAUUAUCAUUAUAAUAAUUCAUCUUCAAAAUUAACUCCAUCAGCAUUUUCUCGACGUAUUCAAUUUGCUAUACGAAUGACUAUUUCAUUCCUUAUUGGUGGAUUUCUUGCCUACGCAACUCCAUUAAAUAAUCAAUUAACAACACAAUAUUUAAUUCCUGUUAUAUGUAUUAUAACCAUACAAGAAACAUUUGGAAUGACAUUAUCUGCUGGUUAUCAAAUGUUAACAGCUAUUACACCUCUUUCAAUUUUUCUCUUCAUAGUUCAAAAGAUUGGUCUUGGAUAUAAAGAUUAUCUCGCAGCUGAACUUACACUACUUAUUUCAUCACUUUUAGUUGCCUAUAAAUGUUCACAAGUUCAAACUAGAAAAGUUGCUUUAUUAAUAAAUGCUAUAUUUUUUUCAACUAUUGUAAAUGAAGCUAAGAUUCCAUCAACAUUUAUUUUUACUUUACUUGAAGAAUUUGUCAUUGCAGUAUUUGUUGGUUUAAUUGUAUCUAUUGUUAUCUUUCCAUUUUUUGCAACUUUUGAUGUUGAAAAUCGUGUUAAUUAUUGUCUAACAAAUUUACAACGAAUGGAAACUAUUGUAAUACAAGCAUUUUUAUGUAAAGAUCAAAUGAAUGCACAAGUAUCACUUACUCGAGCAUCAACUAUCGAACAAAUGGUACGCACAACGAUGAAUUCAAUGCAUUCAAGACUGAAUGAAGCUCAUAUGGAACCGUCACGAUGUUUACAACGGAUUUUUAAUCGAAGACGAAGACAUCUUAUUGAUCUAACAUUACAAGAACAAGAAUAUUUUAUUAGGGCAUUAAUGUUUCAUGUAUGUUCACUUCAAAUAAUGGUUAAACAAUGUCAAUUCAAUGAAUAUCAUAGGCAUUUUACAGAAGAACUUCAAGAAAGUCUUCUUCAUCUUAGUUUAUGUCAAUCAACAGUUGUUUCAAGUUUAAUGUCAUCUCCAAUAAUUAAUAGAGAUGAAUUUAAUGGUCGUCUAACUGCACUACAACAAGCACUUGAUUCACUUCGUACAGCUUUUAUCGAAGCACGUCUUCAUCAUGUUGAACAUGUAUUAGAAUCUGCAAAAACAAUUCGAUCCGAAGAUCAUCUGUCACAUACUUUUUUUCUUUUUCAACUUGAUGCUAUAGUAAGACUUUUGAUACAAGUAACAACGAUCGAUCAGAAUAAAAGUUUUUUUCAAGAGAUCAAAGAUGCAUUUAAAAAAAGGCAUAAAAAGAAGAGAAGAACUGUAAUGCAAGUAUUAAAACCACAAUGGCCACGCUUUGUAUCAGCUUUUAAAAGUAUGGUAAUUAUUGGAGUAGGUUCAAUCUUUGUGAUGGUACCUCGUUUGGCAACAGCAUUUGAGAAUGGACAAUGGAUUUUAAUUGCUCUUUGUAUGACACAAGGUGAUACAGUAGGUGGAGCAUUCACAACAAUGAAAAUGAGGCUAGUUGGAACUCUAUUUGGUGCUAUGUGGGCAUAUGUAACCUAUUUAUCAGUUAAUGAUCAUGUUUAUCGAACAUUGGGAAUGUUAACUCCAUGGAUUCUUAUUUUUGGUUAUUUAAAACUGUUACCUAACUGGAGUUAUGCAGCUACGGUAGCUGCUUUUACUCCAGUUUUGGUUAAUCUUGGUCGAAUACCAUAUGGAGAUGCAGUACCAGGAGGUAAUUAUGCUCUUCUUCGUAUUGAAGAGAAUCUUGUUGGUAUUGCUAUUGCCAUUGUACUUACCAUCGCCAUUUUUCCAGUUUUUGCCAUUGAUGUACUAAAAAAUAAUAUUCAAAGCACUCUUCAAGUUUGUCGUGAAAUUAUUGAUGCUCAACGAAGUCGUUUUCAGCAAUUAAUUAGUAGUCAACGAAUUCUUGUUGGACAUGCUGCUCUUGAACCAACCAUGUGGUGGUUUCAUAAUAAUUUUUCUUCAAUUCGUUAUGAUACACUUGUUGAACAACAAGUUAAUAUGUUUCGAAUGUUAUAUAAUAUUGAUGCAAUAUUAAUGCGUAUCAAUGAAUGUAUAGAUAAUGAUAAAGAUCACAUUCAAAAUCUUCAUAUGCAUACAUCUGGUAGUCUUUUUCUUCCUGAUCUUCAUAUUGAACUUGUUAAUUUAAGUCGACAAUUAAGUGAUUGUCUUAGUUUAUGGUCAUCAUAUUUUGCUCUUACACAAACACGUUCUUAUCGAAUAUUUCGUGAUUGUGCUUAUUCUCGUACAAAAUUAAAUGAGAGUGAUCUUUCAAAACAUGAACAACAUCUCAUUGAACUUCAUCAUACGAUUGAUCGUCUUCAAAAUCAACAUCAAAAUUCAAUAAAUAGAAUAUUAAAACAUUAUCUCGAUCAAUUAACUCAAGGUGAAUUACCGUCUAAAUUUAUACCUUAUGUUAAAAAUGAUAAAGCAGAUUUAAUCAUUAUUGGUAUAUCAGCUAUGUAUUAUUCGACAACUCAACUUGCUCAAAUUGCAUUAGCAUUAGGUACAAAUAUUCAUACUAUCUUUGAACUUGAAACAACAUAUCUUUAUCGACCUUUCUAA